Messenger RNA from Cyclopterus lumpus (lumpfish), 4800 nucleotides. It is a transcript of the gene armc8, whose product is annotated as armadillo repeat containing 8. The transcript is spliced from 23 exons. Gene Ontology annotation, molecular function: protein binding. Gene Ontology annotation, biological process: proteasome-mediated ubiquitin-dependent protein catabolic process. Bases 260 to 2317 code for a protein of 685 amino acids. The record is from RefSeq and is a predicted model, not a curated record. Gene Ontology annotation, cellular component: GID complex. NCBI's taxonomy places the organism in Eukaryota, Metazoa, Chordata, Actinopteri, Perciformes, Cyclopteridae.
UCCAGUGUCUGACAGACAGCUCGCCAAGUUAGCGGCGUUGUUGUUGUUUUUUGUUGCAUAUCGGCUGCGAGUGUUUGCAACUGAGCCCCACAAGAGGUUUUUUUAUUUUAUUUUGACUCCAGCGAGGAGCGGGCGUGAUUCUGACUGUAGUUACCUUUUUCUUUUUUUUUUAAAAAGCCGCUCGCAGCUGCUCUGGGGGGGGCGGAGUGUCUGCAAAGUGCUGCGCCGAUUGGGGCGCUCGAUCAGGGGGGGAAGAGAGAUGGCGUGCUUGUUGGAGGCCCCUCUCCGCAUCAGUGUGCUGUCUGAAGUCACUGCCACUAGUCGCCAUUAUGUUGACCGACUGUUUGACCCCGACCCACAGAAAGUGCUGCAGGGAGUCAUUGACAUGAAGAAUGCCGUCAUAGGAAACAACAAGCAGAAAGCCAAUCUUAUUGUCCUCGGAGCGGUGCCGCGGUUACUUUACCUGCUCCAGCAGAGCUCGUCCAGUGCGGAGCUACGGACCGAGUGUGCUGUGGUGCUGGGCAGCCUGGCCAUGGGCACCGAGAACAACAUCAAGUCCCUGGUGGACUGUCACAUCAUCCCUGCCCUUCUUCAAGGUCUUCUGUGUCCGGACCUGAUCUUCAUCGAAGCUUGUCUUCGAUGUCUCAGAACGGUCUUCAUCAGUCCUGUCACUCCUGUGCAGCUGCUCUAUACUGACCCCACUGUGAUUCCUCAUCUAAUGUCUCUACUGAGCCGCUCACAGAGAACGCAGGAGUACAUCACACAGAUCUUCUCCCACUGUUGUAAGACCCCAGAGCACCAGACGGUUCUUUUCAACCACGGCGCCAUCCAGAACAUUGCCCCUCUACUUACCUCCCCCUCUUAUAAGGUCCGGAUGCAGGCGUUAAAGUGUUUCUCAGUCCUUGCCUACGAGAACACUCAGGUCUCCAUGACACUGGUGAAUGUGCUGGUGGAUGGUGAGCUGCUCUCUCAGGUAUUUGUCAGAAUGAUGCAAAGGGAUCAACCCAUUGAAAUGCAACUAACCGCAGCCAAAUGUCUAACGUACAUGUGUCGAGCGGGUGCCAUCAGGACAGACGACCGCUGCAUAGUCCUAAAGACCCUGCCAUGCCUCGUGCGGAUGUGCAGUAAAGAGCAUUUGCUCGAGGAAAGGGUGGAGGGUGCGGAGACGCUGGCCUACCUGAUGGAGCCCGACGUGGAGCUGCAGAGGAUUGCUAGCACCACCGACCACCUGGUGGCCAUGCUGGCCGACUACUUCAAAUACCCCAGCUCUGUGUCCGCAAUCACGGACAUCAAGAGGCUGGAUCAUGACCUGAAGCACGCACACGAGUUGAGACAAGCUGCUUUCAAACUGUACGCCUCACUGGGCUCCAACGACGAGGACAUUCGCAAAAAGAUCACAGAGACGGAGAACAUGAUGGACCGGAUAGUCAGUGGCCUAUCAGAAUCCAGCAUUAAAGUCCGUUUAGCCGCCGUAAGGUGUCUUCACAGUCUUUCGCGGUCGGUGCAGCAGCUGAGGACGAGCUUCCACGAUCAUGCAGUGUGGAAGCCCCUCAUGAAGCUGUUGCAGAACGCCCCGGAUGAAGUCCUGGUCAUGGCCUCCUCUACACUAUGCAAUCUACUACUGGAGUUUUCACCCAGCAAAGAGCCCAUCCUGGAGUCAGGGGUGAUUGAGUUACUAUGCAGUCUGACCCAGAGCGACAGUCCUGCACUAAGGGUCAAUGGGAUCUGGGCUCUGAUGAACAUGGCGUUCCAGGCGGAUCAAAAGGUGAAGGUGGAGAUCGUUCGGGGUUUGGGUACAGAACAGUUGUUCCGCCUGCUAUCAGACCCCGACACCAAUGUGCUGAUGAAGACCCUCGGUUUGCUGCGCAAUCUGCUGUCCACACGCCCACACAUCGACCAGAUCAUGAGUUCUCAUGGGAAGCAGAUCAUGCAGGCGGUGACGCUCAUCCUGGAAGCGGAGCACAGUAUAGAGGUCAAGGAGCAGACGCUGUGCAUCCUAGCCAAUAUCGCCGACGGCAACACAGCCAAGGAACUCAUUAUGACCAAUGAGGACGUGCUCCAGAAAAUCAAAUACUACAUGGGGCAUUCGAAUGUGAAACUGCAGCUCGCUGCCACCUUCUGCAUCUCAAAUCUAAUCUGGAAUGAGGAGGACGUUCAAGCAGUGGUCAACAGCGAUUGUGCCCACAAAGGUUCUCAGGAACGCCAGGACAAGCUGAGGGAGAUGGGCUUUGUGGACAUCCUGCACAAACUCACCCAGGCCUCUGACCCCAACCUCUGUGACAGGGCGAAGACGGCGAUGCAGCAGUACCUAGCGUGACUACAGAGCGGAGGGAUUCCAGCCUAACUAAUAAUCGCUGGGAGGGGACACCUGCCAUUGGUUCUUCUGUUUCUGGUUUGGUUUAACCUAGAGGCUUGUGUUGUUGCACAAAGACUCCUACUUUGGACUUUUGGACUUGUGGCUGGCAUCCUUUCACCUGCCCCUCCUCUCCCUACCCACCCACCUACCCACCCAACCCACCUUCUAAUACCACGUCAACAGUUGAGCUCCCUCAGAACCUCAUCAUGGAGACUGAGACCGUGGUUGUUGGGAAAUCAACGGUUAGGAGGGGUUCUCGUGUUUUUUUCCAUCAAUGAAGUGAUUUAAAGAAAUUAUUUCCUUUUGGGACUUUGUGAUUUGCAAAUUUUAGUUUUUCCUUUUUGUUGGAGUGAGGCAGCCUGAAACCAGCACCACCUUGGUGCGUCUGGACUCCCGAUAGUGGAGAUUCUGGUCUCAGAGAAGCGGACUACGAGGUUUGACACGAGCUGGACGAUUGGACAGCAAAGCUUCCCGGUUUUAUUUUUAAUUAAUACUACUAAUGUUUCCUUUUUAAGGCGGUGCAAACAAGGACACAUUUGGAAAAAGACAGACUGCCUAUUUUGACAUUUUUGGUGGUUUUCUUCUUUCUUUUUUUUUGUGGAUACAUACCUCGUAAAUAUAUAAAUAUAUAUAAAUAUAAACAUAAAAUAUAUAUUUUUGGAUUUUUAUUUUCCCCUGACCCUCUCUUCGUUUUCAUUCAUUCUCUCUGAACCAUGAUUCUCGGCACAGCAGGGCGAGUCCACUGCAGUCUGAUUUCAAGUAUGUAACACGGUCUCUAGAGGUGAAUAAGGAAAAGAAAUGUAUUUCCCCUGAUUUUAUUUUUUUCUUCUCCUCUCACAGUUGUGGUUCUGCCCGUCACUUCUGUCCAACAUCCUUAUAAUCCCAAUGGGAAAUGUAGUUCCAGAGUGCUAACUCUGACCCGCCUAGUUACUAUUUAACAGGCAUGAGUACACACAACACCAGAGAUAAGAGGAUGCAUGUAUCCUCACAUCUCAACUGAAUAUAAGACUCUAUGUCUACCCCCCCCUCCCACCCCCUCAGUGUGUGUUUGUGUUUGUCAAAAGGGAUAAAGGAAAAGCUCCUGGGUUUCUAUUCUCCGAUGUGUUUGGAGGAAGCGAGCGAGGACAGAGUAGAUGGCAGGAAUAAAGGAAGAACUAUUUGAGACUGGCCCCUGGAGGGUGAAGCACUAAGUUCGUCCACAGCAGCAGAAUCCAGCGCUACGGUCUUUCCCCCCCAUCGUAUGAUUUCCUCUCCCAUCAGGAUGCUUCUAGAGUUGUUCCCUGACAUUUCAAACCCUACUGACACUGAUAGAAUGAAUGUUACCAUUGAAAAUAUAUGCAGACCUGAAGAAGGAUUUCUUCUGUGUUGCGUCUUAUUUCUCCCUCAGAGGGUACUUGUAGUUAAAAGUGGUGUGUGUGAGAGAGAGAGAGAGUGUUUCAAUUUAGUUUCACCUUUUAGAAACAGUCUGAAUUAGUUGGGAGGACUGUGGGGUUGCUUUAUGGGUUUAGUUCUGAGCGUCAACGUCUACAAUCGUUUUUCUCUCUCCACAUUGUUCCAAGAGAACGUUCAGAGAUGGAGAAGUCAGAAAACACCAGAGAAAGAAGAUAUCAUAGGACAGACUUUUUUGUUUAACGUAUUCGGUGUGUGAAGCUAUCUUGGCUCAAUUGUUGAGUGUCUAUGGGGUCAAAUAACACAAUUAUAAUCUAAUAGACAUUCGGGAGCUGAGCAAAACUAAGACAAGGAGCCUUUUUUCCAAGCGACUUUUUUUACCUCUGGUCUUUUAAGCAUACACAUUGUGUUUGUACUGCAGCUCAUUGUUAUCGAGCCCCAGUUUUAGUCAGAGGUAAUUAUCAGUUUAUCUAAAAAUAAAUAAAAUAAAAUGCAGAUGUUGGAAAAAACCCAAAGGCUUUAAAAAAAAAAAAAAAAAAAAUCGAACAAUCUGGAUACACAUAUUUGUAGUUUGCUCAAGGACAACAAAUAUUUAUAGUUUCACUUUUUAUUAAUCCAAACAAAGACUGUAGCUGGAAAUAAUGGCUUUACUUAAUUUAUAUAAUGUCAACUAACAUUUUUAAAUUAAAUUAUUAAUGAUAUUAUAUAUUUUAUAACUGAAUGCAUUCAUAUUUUCGUUGCGUUUUACAAAAAGGGGAAAGGAUGGGUAAUCUUCAGCUUUUUCUUGUUGCAGUAAUAUUGUUGACGUCCAGAAGGUUAGAAGACUCUUUAACAGUUCUGCAAAUAUCAUAUAUUUUUCUUCUUUUUGGUAAAGGUCUUUCAUGGUUUUUAAUACAUCCCUGGUAUUUAGUUUGGUAUAAAGGUGAUGCUCCUUGAGGCUUGUGGAUCCAGAAAGUAACGCAGGACUCUUACAAAACAACACUUCUUUAUUGUUGUACAGUAUGUAAUCCUGGUAAGAGUUUUUUUUAAAUGUAACAGCAGUCUUUAAUAAAACA